UCCGCAGUGUUCUCAGCUUUCCUCCCCUUUUCCUCCCCACACUCCUCUCUCGCCCUUCAUCCUCCCUCUCGUGUCGAAACCGCCGCAACAAUUUACAUUCGACAUGUUCAACAGCAUCGGAACCAAGAUCGCGCUACGCAAGACGGGAUUGGACAAGGUCUCAUUCCCUUCCCUGCCCAAGUCCGACCCCAAUUCGAAAGACGGCGGUGCAGGCUUUGCCAACCCUUUUGCAAACGUACAAUGGAACAAGGCUUUCUCGUCAUGGCAAACUCCUCCGGCACCGUCAAACCCCAUCUCAGAGCCACCUAAGGAGGGAGGCCGCGCCCCAAGCAGUGUGAAGCUCAAAUUCCCUCCAAUUGACGGUCGACCAGUCGUAGUCAUCUUCUUGAGAUAUUGCGGAUGUCCUUUCACACAAAAACUGUUCCUCCACAUGCGAUCCCUUGCCAAUCGAUACACUGGGAUCCACUUCAUUGCCAUUUCCCAUUGCACCCCCGAUGCCACCAACGAAUGGGUCAAAGUCCUUGGCGGAGCAUGGAACGUCGAUGUAGUGGUUGAUCAAACGCGCGAACUAUAUGCUGCAUGGGGCCUCGGCAUUUCCAACUGGGGACACCUCUUGAAUCCACGGAACGGGUACAAUCAGGUCAUGCUAGGCAGGACCGAAGGCGUCUGGGGACAAAAGGUUGGAGAGGGCGGCUGCCGAUGGCAGACAGGCGGUGCGUAUGCAGUGGAUGAGAGGGGAAUCGUGAAAUGGGGCGGGCCCAUGAAGAGCGUGGACGAACACGUUGUUCUCGAGGAUGCAGUCAAGGCCCUUGGAUUUACGGGGGCCUUGGGUGAGAGUAGGAAUAGGAGCGCUGUAUUUUAG
Messenger RNA from Periconia digitata, 862 nucleotides. The record is from the annotation of a GenBank genome assembly. NCBI's taxonomy places the organism in Eukaryota, Fungi, Ascomycota, Dothideomycetes, Pleosporales, Periconiaceae.